AUGCGAAGGUACGUCUCGCUGCUGGCGCUGAUAACGCUGUGGUCGCUAGUUUCUGCCUACGUUUACAGAUGCGAACCAGGAACAGAUCCAACGGUAUGUAACAUCUGGAACAUGGAGUACGAUGCAGAAAUCGUGGCGAAACAUCCCGAUCGACUACCGAGCGUCAAUUAUACGUCCACCGUCAGCACUGUGCAGUUACUGUUCGAGCGGUAUUACUACAACGGCCAUAACCAGCUGGAGCGAUAUGAUUUGACGCUACAUGGCACCGUUCUGCGGAAUCCUUCCGUUGUGCAGAUACGUGACUACAGGCUCCGAAGGAUUGCGAUACCAUCCAAUCUUAUAGUGGGUGACUUUACCGAUAACGUUAUCUCGGUGAUCGAUACCGAUCCGACCGAGACGUACAAAGUGCGCUACCUAGACCUGUCACACAAUAGCCUACGGGAUGUAGAAAAUCUCACCGUGCUGGUGCAACUGGAGACACUCAAUCUGGAAGGCAAUCGGAUCAUUGCACUGGAGGCGAACAUGUUUACACGCAUGAUCAAUCUGACCCAUUUGUAUCUGGGAGAUAAUAAUUUCCAUACCUUUGAUUUUCACACCCUACCGAAAGGACUGAACGUCCUGUGGCUGAAGCGUAACGAGCUGCGAGAACUUAGUCUGACCAGUGUUUUGUUGCCCCGGUUGCGGGAGCUUAAUCUGGAAACAAAUACACUCUCCUCACUUGAUAUGGCAGCACUGUUUACGGCUUUUCCAGCGCUGGAGGUGGUACCGAUCGCGUACAACACGUUCGCCAAGCAGGAGGCCAGCCGGAUCGUUGCGGAGCUGAAGCGUCGCAGUGUGGCUUACUACAUCGGAAUGGAGCGUAGUGGCAGCGUGGAUUGUGAUUAUGAUGAGUAUCGCGUGGAGGAUGUUUGUUUUGCCGGUUCAGGUAUGGCCGUUUGGUCAGUUUGGAAAGCAAUUGUUCUUCUAGUGAUAGCUGUGCUGGUGGUUGGUGUGUUUGUGCUAAGUGUACGCUGGGUUUGGCAGCAGAUGGCUUACUGA
Messenger RNA from Anopheles maculipalpis, 1038 nucleotides. Its product is annotated as leucine-rich repeat-containing protein 4B-like. Gene Ontology annotation, molecular function: protein binding. The coding region runs from base 1 to 1038 and encodes 345 amino acids. The transcript has 2 exons. The record is from RefSeq and is a predicted model, not a curated record. NCBI's taxonomy places the organism in Eukaryota, Metazoa, Arthropoda, Insecta, Diptera, Culicidae.